AUGACAAAUUUAGACAGUGAUGAUAUGCUAACUGACAAGCUUCAUAAGCCCAAGAGCUCGAAAGAAUGGUUGGAACCACAGCCACUUCAUCUUAUGGAGGUAUUAGCUAAAGAAGAUAUUGAUGCAGCUAUUCAAUCAAUAUUAUAUAGAGAAAAUCAUGUAAUUAAGGAACUAGAUAAGUAUUUACAACAUCAUGACUUCUUAAAUGCAAGAAGAAAAGAGAGGUUAUAUAAAAGAUGGACUGACCACGUGGCAGAUCCUCUCCAGAAGAAAAUUAUAGAAAAAGUUUGUUCACAUAAGAAUAUUAAAAAAAGGAGACAAGAAGAAUUAGAUGGUUUUUUAAAACAUGUAAAUAAAAAGGGAAAUGCAUUUAUAGAGCAUUAUGAUCCAAAAGAGUAUGAUCCUUUUUAUAUGAACAAAGAGGACCCGAAUUUUCUGAAGGUUACCAUUCCACCAUUUCGUGAUCCUUUGAAAAAGGCACAAUAUGACAAAGAUGAUGAUAAAAGAACUCUUCUUCAGUGUGAGACUGGCAAAAUAUGUACAAUGAAAGAAUUUAAAGAGGUUGAGAAGGCCAAACUGCAUUCCAGGUUUCCAAGAAUUUCUAAUUCAAGGCACUUUAUGACUCCAAAUAAAUGGCUUAUGCUGCCUACAACCUACAUAGAAAGUGAAUUUUGUAAAAGGAGCAGGUUAAAAGUGAAAGUGAAUUUUAACAAUGGUAAUUUUGAUUUGAAACCCGUGGCAAGAACUCCUCAUCCCCUGGAAUCUCAAGAAGCAGGAAAAGCACUCAUUUACAAAAACAAAGGAUCAUCCUUUCUGGAAAAAGAGCCUCUAUGUUUUCAUGAGGAAAAGAAACCAAGUCCCAAAGAGGUCAACUCUGAAGGGCACUUUUCUUCCAUGGCCCUCAGCCAAGAAGUAGAAAGGGAUGAGGACCAGGAUGCGUUUUCUUCUCUACCCUAUGUACAAGGCUCUGGAGUAGAGCCUGUUUUAGGAGUGGAUUUGGAGGAGAAGUCACAGCCCACCCUCCUCAUCUCCUGGUUAGAAAUCAAUAUGGGAAUGGUGUGUUAG
This is a messenger RNA of Puma concolor (puma), 1065 nucleotides long. The record is from RefSeq and is a predicted model, not a curated record. NCBI's taxonomy places the organism in Eukaryota, Metazoa, Chordata, Mammalia, Carnivora, Felidae.